AUGGCUCAAGUAGCUCAAUUAGGUAAAUUGCCUUGUCAAAUCCUUCUGGCAUUCCAAGUCCUUCCUUCCGACAGAAAAAAUUUUUCCUUCCGACAGAAAAAGUUUUUCCUUCCGACAGAAAAAAUUUUUCCCGACGACAAGAAAAAAUUUUCCAGUUGUCCGUCCGUAAACCAUUCAAAUUUUCGAAAAUUGAGAACUUUUUGGUCGAACUUCAGAAAAAGUUUUUCCUUCCGACAGAAAAAGUUUUUCCUUCCGACAGAAAAAGUUUUUCCUUCCGACAGAAAAAGUUUUUCCUUCCGACAGAAAAAGUUUUUCCUUCCGACAGGACACAAACGGAUGACUGACGUUCCUCUUCCUGAAUGCCUUCCAAAGCCAGAAGAACCGACAGCCCCAGCACCACAACAGACUUACUAA
Molecule: messenger RNA, 414 nt
Organism: Trichomonas vaginalis G3
Lineage: Eukaryota; Parabasalia; Trichomonadida; Trichomonadidae
Exons: 1
Coding region: 1-414 (137 amino acids)
Source: RefSeq, a predicted model, not a curated record